AUGUCUUUUACUGGAGUAGCGACUACACCGACUACGCCGACAAGAACAACGUCAACAACACCUGAUGAUGUCAUAACACCUGAUGAUAUCACAACACCUGAUGAUGUCACAACACCUGAUGAUGUUACAACACGUGAUGAUGUCACAACACCUGAUGAUGUCACAACACCUGAUGAUGUCACAUCUGGACGUUGUAGAUGUGAUGAACCUGAUUUCCCCUUAGCCGCCGUUAUUGUCCCAAUAGUGGUGUCCGUACUGGUGGUGGCUUUGGGUACGGCAGGAAAUAUAAUUCUGUAUAGAUGGCGUCUUACGUUAACGAAUGAACCGAAAUCUGGUAUACAUGGGAUGACCUCAACAGACCCUGUCCACUACGACAGCCUUGACCAGUCACGUGUUGAACUUCCUAAUACGUACGAGGAAAUAUCUACCAGACAAGCAUACGUCAAUAUGGCAUCUCACUAGUGUUUCAAAACUUGCGGGUAAUGCUGAAUUCUUCGUCAAAGGGUUCUAAAAUUUUACAUGAUUACACAUUUCACAACUGUGUAAGCGAAGUUAUUUCAUGGAAAGGACUUCUGGUACAAUAGUUGUAUUUACAAGCAUAUGCGACGGAAACGUGGAUCAAAUAAUGUCAGAUGUAUUUGAAUGUUUCAGCACAGACACUAGCAUAUUGUCAAGACAACUUUAUACCCAAUAUGAUUAAUUGGACCUGUAUGAACAGAAGGAUUUUGUUUCCAUUGAAAAUCCUAUGUAGUUAUUGUACUGCAUCUAAGUAGAUGCAUGUCUAUUACACAGCAAUCAUUGUGCUUAUGUUUAGAUGAAUGUUCAAUGUGUUUAUACACAUGAUCUAUUACCCACAUAAUUCGUACAUAAUAGUCCAUCAUUAAACUUGCAUCAAUGGUAUGAAUAUCAUUAAUAUUAUGUUUCCCCCCGUAGAAUCUACAUUCUAAAAUAUCUCCCUUUACUUGUUCAGGCAGAUACCACUGCAAAUUUGAUAAACAUGAACAUAUGCGUUUUGAAUAAUUUGGUAAGGACUAACAUAGGCUUAACCAUUUGUCAUAUUAAAAGUCAAUAUAAUUUUUUUUUAAAUUGAAAUGCACAUAUGUCUCAAAUCUGAAAUUCUAAAACAAAUACAUUUAGAAAUUUCUGGUUUUUGAACAUAAAUAUCUUUCCUGCUUUAAAGAACUAGGCUUCAUUGACAUCCAGUAUAACCGUACAUACAAUUUGUCCGGUUUUCUUUAAAAACGAAACGCUGUCCGAUCAUUAAGAAUUGUGCUAUUUCAAAAUACCGGAUAGUGAUAAGGAUGCGGAUCUACCUCGUUUUAUUGGAUUUCUAAUCUUCAUCAGAAUCCUUAUAAACACCUUUCUGUUGAUGUCUCGAAUUGUUGUUCAAGUUUAUCUAAAACUUUUUACUACCAUUAUAAAUACCAGUAAGUCGGGACAACAGUCGUAUAUAAGGAUACUGUUUACUCCAGAAGAGGAACUUAUGGAAGGUUUAUUUUUUGAAAAUAUCGUUUGAUUUACCUUGGACAGCCGCUCUUAAAAUGUUUCUUCUAUCAAAGCGUUCGAUUUUUCUGCUCUUUACACUACCAUUCUAAACCUACGGAACGUCUUCAUUCUCUUGUGAUGAGAGCUUUCUUUUCCAAGUUAUGAAGUACAUAGCCGUAAACUAGACGAGAACAUACAUGUAUUCCGUUAAAAAUACGAAAAUAAAUAUGAAAUUGUAUUUCCGUUCGACAACAGUUGAGUUUGGUAAUCAGAUCGUCCAGUGUAUUUCCAUGGGAAUGAACUGUGUAGAAUCCGUCAAUUUAAUCUAGAGAUAAGAUGUGCUACCUUUGAAUAACACAACCCUUUAUUGACCAUGUUGAUCGGAUAUACCCUGUAGAACCUUAAAAUAAAGGACACUACAUGCUUUUCCAGCCACUUACUUUGAUCCUUAUAUAUAGCUAAGCUGUAUAACAAUUUCCCGGAUUUCAAUUUUCCAUAAUUUCUAGAUAGUGACAUCCCUGCUUCCCCUACCCAAGGUAUCUACAUGUCCCUGUUGAUUGAUUAUCGAAGUCUUUGUUCCCAUUAUCACGAUGGAAUGCACCUCACAGCCAUCGACAUUUCCCCAUACAGCAUACAAAGAACCAAGUAUCACACAGCCAUACUUACUACAUUUACCAUGGAGUCUUCUGGUAAGUUAUUCAAAUGCUGCCAAUGAGACCGACAUAAUUACUCCUAAGAUAAACAUAAUGUUUCUGUAUUUGGCUUGGUGAUCAUGAAUACAAUAAAGCUACAGUUUUUGAAUACAG
Pecten maximus is the source of this 2291-nucleotide messenger RNA. RefSeq lists its product as uncharacterized. Lineage: Eukaryota; Metazoa; Mollusca; Bivalvia; Pectinida; Pectinidae. The record is from RefSeq and is a predicted model, not a curated record. The transcript is spliced from 3 exons. Bases 1 to 462 code for a protein of 153 amino acids.